UAAACCCACUAUCUUCAUAUUCACCUUGGACUGCCCGCCACUCUGGCAAUAAAACGGGGAUGAAGUUUAACUCUUUGUCCCUUUCCCCUUUCUCUCUUCUCUCUCUUUCUUCCCACCUUCUCUGCUGAAAGUCUCUACACAAACCAUCUUCAUAUUCUUCUUCACUUAUUGACUUGUGGCAACCUAGGACGCUUCUCUGCAUCUUCUGGUGCGGAGGCCUUUAAAAUCUAAGAAUUUGUUAACCUGAAUCGGUACACAGUGGUACAGUGUAAAGUUUGAAAUCUAUCACACCACUUUCACUGUGAAACGCUUAUAGGUUGGAUUCAUAUCUUUCCACGGAAGAUGAUGAUGAUGAUGUUUGAUGAGAUGGGGUUUUGCAAUGAUUUGGAUACUGUCACUGCGACCCUUGGAGAAGAAAAUAUUACCACUGGGCAAGCUGAUCCAGAGGCCAUAGUUGAGGAUGAUUUUAGUGAUGAAGAAAUUGGAGUAGAUGAGCUUGAGCACCGGAUGUGGAAGGAUAAAAUGCUUCUCAAGAGAUUGAAGGAGCAAAGUAAAUCCAAAGAAGGAAUCGAUGCCGACAAGCAGAGGCAGUCUCAAGAACAGGCAAGGAGGAAAAAGAUGUCUAGGGCUCAAGAUGGAAUUUUGAAGUACAUGCUGAAGAUGAUGGAGGUUUGCAAGGCACAAGGAUUUGUUUAUGGGAUAAUCCCCGAGAAGGGGAAACCAGUGACAGGAGCAUCUGAUAAUCUUCGUGAAUGGUGGAAGGAUAAAGUGAGGUUUGAUCGAAAUGGACCUGCUGCUAUAACAAAGUACCAGGCUGAUAAUGCUAUCCCUGGAAGGAAUGAUGGAUGCAAUUCGAUUGGUCCAACUCCACAUACCUUGCAAGAGCUGCAGGACACAACCUUGGGUUCUCUCUUGUCAGCACUCAUGCAACACUGUGAUCCUCCUCAGAGGAGGUUUCCCUUGGAGAAGGGUAUUCCUCCACCAUGGUGGCCCACAGGAAAUGAAGUAUGGUGGCCACAAAUUGGUUUACCUAAAGAUCAGAGUCCUCCUCCUUACAAGAAGCCCCAUGACCUGAAGAAGGCAUGGAAAGUUGGUGUUCUGACUGCAGUUAUAAAGCACAUGUCCCCAGAUAUUGCCAAAAUUCGGAAGCUUGUGAGGCAGUCUAAGUGCCUUCAGGAUAAGAUGACAGCCAAGGAAAGUGCAACCUGGUUGGCAAUCAUCAAUCAGGAGGAGGCCUUGGCAAGAGAGCUUUACCCUGAUUAUAUUCCCCCAUUAGCCUCAGGUGGAGGGAGUGGAUCUUUGGUGGUCAAUGAUGGCAAUGAAUAUGAUGUUGAAGGGGGUGAGGAUGAGCCUAAUUUCGAUGUAGAAGAGAGGAAACAUGAGAAUAUUCACAUGUCCAAUCUGGUGAUGGAGAGAAUGAGGGGAACUAUGGGUGUUCAGCAGCCCUCUUUUUCUAUCAAGGGAGAGGCAGUUACAAAUUUGGAUCUUCUUAGGAAAAGGAAGGUCUCUAAUGACUUUAACAUGAUGGAUUUGAAGAUUUACACAUGUGAACAGCCUCAGUGCCCUUACAGUCAAGUUCAGCUUGGUUUCCCGGAUAGAAUAUCUAGGGACAAUCAUAGGUUAAUUUGUGCUUUCAGAGGUCCUUCAGAUUUUAGGGGUCCAAACUUUCAUGUUAAUGAGGUAAAGCCAGUGAUAUACCCCCAGUCCUUUGUUCCACCCAAGUCUACUGCUCAGUCUGCUAACAUGGCCCCGUCUGUAAUUGAUCUCACUGGACUUGAAGUUUCAGAAGAUGGCAAGAAAAGAAUCAGCGACCUUAUGACUAACUACGAUACAAAUGUACAGGGCAACAAGAAUAUGAGUUCAUGUAAUCGUGUAGCUGGCGAGGUUUUGAACCUUCAGCAGCAUCAACAGGACAACUUCAUUCGCGGUCGAGGAAUCACUAUGGAAGGAAACGUCUUUGACGAAGCUACCAUGUCAAAUAAUCAUCACACUUUUGCAAGAGACGAAUGCCAAUUUGACCGGUUCAAAGCUUUGAAUAGCCCCUUUGAGACCAAUCACAACAACAACAGUAACUUUCAUUCCAUGUUUGGGUCCUUUUGUGAUUUGGCAUCAUUUGAUUUCAAGGAGGAUAUGCAAGGAGUAGGAAUGGAUGCUCUUCAGAAACAGACAGAUUUUUCUGUAUGGUAUCAGUGAAAGUGACAAGGGGAAUCAGGAAGCUCAAGCUCAUUGUUGUGAACUUUUAUUUUCAUGUGAAGUUCCUUCAGCUUAAAGUUUUCUUCACAUGUAAUUCUAUAGGCCUAGAGCUAGAUAUUAUAUGCUUAUAUGUUUUACAGGUCUAGUGUUUGUUACAAUAAAAUACUUACAUAUAUGCUUUGUGUGCUUUUCAUCAGUCUAGCCUUCUGUUACUUAUUCCAUGUAAGACUGUGAUAUAAAUAAGACUUGAAUGUUCUUCCAAA
Vigna angularis (adzuki bean) is the source of this 2456-nucleotide messenger RNA. RefSeq names its product protein ETHYLENE INSENSITIVE 3. NCBI's taxonomy places the organism in Eukaryota, Viridiplantae, Streptophyta, Magnoliopsida, Fabales, Fabaceae. Gene Ontology annotation, molecular function: DNA binding; DNA-binding transcription factor activity. The transcript is spliced from 2 exons. The coding region runs from base 343 to 2193 and encodes 616 amino acids. The record is from RefSeq and is a predicted model, not a curated record. Gene Ontology annotation, cellular component: nucleus.